AGCUUGUUGAUUUUCGGUGCCGCACGCGUUUCGGUCGCAAGUAUUUGAGAAUAUUUGUGCUCGUACCCGGUUAUAUAUAUUUUAUAGUUAUUGAAACACUAGUAAAACAAAAUCCAAAAUUCGCGUGUGUUCACCCAUCUGCUGAGGCGGUACCAAUAUAAAGUAUUUACUUAACGCCUGCCCACCGAAAUCAGCAAGAUGCCUCAGUCGGGUCGCAAAGGGCCCUCGCCCAAGGACUCCAAAUACGACCUGAGCAAGAUCUCAGCUCGGGUUGAUCGCGUCAAUGUCAGCGGUCUGCUUCGUACCCAUAACGACUAUGUGAUGAGGGCGGCGGAUGCACUGUUUAAGGCUACCAACUUCCAGGACCUAAUGCUGGAGGCCAUGUCAACUAAAUCGUAUUUACACGAACUAGGCAUCUUCAAGGAUGUGAGCGUACAUAUCGACAUUAGCCGUGGAGCGGAUGCCAGUCCCCAGGGAUACGAGGUGACCUUUAAGGGCAACGAAAUGUCACGCUUGGCGGGAUCGGCGGGCACUGAGAUUGGUCAGAACGAGGGCUCCCUGCGAACCGAGCUAACUUUUCCUAAUAUUUUCGGCCGUGGCGAGAGCAUUUCACUGCAGGGCAGUUACAGCAACACCAGAGCGAACGAUCUACAGCUUAAGUUCUGGAAGCCCUUCUUCCAUACACGCUUUAGGGAAAAUCGACCUGAAUUUUCCUUCAGCAUUUUUAGGCAAACGGAUAGAUUCAACAUUAGCUCAUUUGAAACUACCAACAUUGGUUAUUUGAUAGAUUUCUCAGCACAUACUAUGGUGGGAGUUGAUUUGACGCACUCACUGCAGUAUGAAAACUCUAUUAGAGAUUUGGGAUUGUUGAACAAAUCAGUUCCCUUCGCCAUACGGGAUCAUUGUGGACCAAAAUUGGCCUCAUUGCUGCGCUAUUCAGUGGUCUUUGACAAUCGGGAUAACAACGUAUUCCCCACUCGCGGCAUUUUACUGAAAUCAGUAAAUGAAUACUGCGGAUUGGGCGGUAAUGUCGCCUACACCAGCAGCACUGGCCACGGUGAAGUAAAUGUUCCACUGUUUGCCGGCUUAGUGGCACAGUUUUGCGGUCGUGUUGGUGUUGUUAAGGAGACGAAAAAUACCACCCAGUUGCCUAUUAGCUCGCUGUUCUACUGCGGCGGUCCUUUGACACUGAGAGGAUUUCAGUUUGGAGGAGCUGGACCCGUCAUUGACGGCACACCCAUAGGAGCUCAGACUUUCUGGUGCACCGGCGCUCAUCUCUGGGCACCACUUCCUUUCGCUGGAGUCUUCAAGAACUUGGCCAGUCACUUUAGAAUGCAUUUCUUCUACAACCUUGGCAACAGCAAUAGUUUCAGCACAGAAAACAUGCGCAGUUCCUUUGGCAUGGGUCUGGCGCUCAAACUAGCUGAAAGAGCCCGAAUUGAACUAAACUAUUGUAUACCAGUGAGACGCCAGACCACGGAUAAGACAUCAAAUGGUUUCCAGCUUGGCAUUGGCUAUGAAUUCGUCUAAAUGAAGUUCCCUAGCAUCCAUUGACUGGAUGGAUCAUUAGCAAAAGCCAUGAGAGUCACAAACAGCUUAGUAACAAACGAAAAUCCAAUUCAAAACAUAUGGCUGCCCUGUCCUUUAACAGAUUAUGUUUCGUAUUUCUUUUUGUCAAUGCAUUUUAUUUUCCUCUGAAAAUGUAUUCGUAGUCCAGCGAUCAUUUAAGUAGUUCCUAAGGCGUGUACAUACGUAAAACGAAAGGUUAAAAAAAUACAAAAAUGUUGAACGAA
Molecule: messenger RNA, 1793 nt
Organism: Drosophila eugracilis
Lineage: Eukaryota; Metazoa; Arthropoda; Insecta; Diptera; Drosophilidae
Product: SAM50-like protein CG7639
Exons: 5
Coding region: 199-1530 (443 amino acids)
Biological process (GO): mitochondrial respiratory chain complex assembly; protein insertion into mitochondrial outer membrane
Cellular component (GO): outer membrane; SAM complex
Source: RefSeq, a predicted model, not a curated record